GUGUGUUCAUCCGGAGAAGGCGCUGUUGCCGUAGAGGAGAAAUCGAUCCGCGCCCAGGGAAUCGCUGUCUCAUGCCUUCUUUGCUGCCAAUUCUCUCCUACGACGUUCCGAUUCAAGGGGAAAUCCCUCCUCUAGCGUCCAAUGAGAGCUCCUCCAUCGUCUUCCGCGGCGAGCAGCACUGCAGCAGCAGUAGCAGCGUGUUGAAGAAGCACACCACAGUCUGCCGGGAGCUCCCGGAGAAGAAGAAGAAGCAUGUCAAGGCCGCCCAGGGCGGUGUGAAGAGCCACGGCGAGGGAUCGGGCGGCCAUAGCCAUCCUCUCGCAGAAUCGGUGGUGUCGGACAGUGGCGAUGCCGGCGAGGGCGUCGCCAAGGCCCAGGCGGUGGCCGAGGCCGUCAAGGUUAUGAAGAAGGCGGUGUUUGCGAUCCAAAUGGCCCUCUACAAUGGCCUGAGGAGCGAUUUCCAGCUCAAAGCCGCGACUUGCCUUCUCACACAGAGCGAGUACGCGGACGUGGUUACCGAGCGAAGCAACGACAAGCAAUGUGGAUUCCCGCUGUGUCCAAACUCGCUCAAGGUGGAGAAGGCGAGAAAGGGGCGGUACCACAUAUCACUUCGCGAGCACAAAGUCUACGACCUGGAAGAGACCCGAGCGUUUUGCUCCACCGGGUGUGCCGUGAGCAGCAAGACUUAUGCGGCGAGUCUUCCGUCCAACCAUGAAGGGAUCAUGGAGCACCAGAAGCUGGAGGAGAUCAUAGCUUGCGUUCGUGGUCUCAGCUUAGCCACCACCGCCACCACCGCCACCACUACGGUGCCCGCCGCCGCUAGUGCGGGUAAGAUGAGUGCCUCGGCCCAAGACAGCGACGGAGUGGUGGUCCGGGAACGCACCGACUGUGAGCCCGGUGACCUCGAGUUCCAGCUCUCUCGUUCCGCCUCCAUCGAAGGAUAUGUUCCACGGGCUAAGCCGCAAGUUCAGAUAAACGACUCAUCCAAGCCUUUGAAGUCCGCUAUGAAGCAGUCGCCACGAAAGAAUCAGCGCAUCACUUGGGCCGAUGAGAUCCCGGCAGCGGUGGCUCAGCCAGAUGUGGACGAUAGCUUUACGUUCUCGACAACCGUCACGGUGACGAGCGAGGGAGAACGACUUGGAGCUGCACAGGUUGUAGCUGACGCCUUGGCUCAAGCCGCCAAUGUUUCAUCGCUGGGGGAAGUCGAGCCUUGCAAGGCUGCUGCAACUGCGGGGCUAGAGAUCGUCUCCCCCUAUGAGAAAGUCCCCGAGACGUUUGAGUUUGAUGCAACCAAGGAGGCCAAAGAAGAAGAAGACGAAGAAGAAAGGGAGGAUUUGAUCAGUCGGUCUUCUUGGUAUAGUGCACCUCCAAAACCGUACAAAGCGGAGGUGUCGCCCUUUGGGCUGCUCUGGAUGGCUCUAGAUGAAUGGGUGUCGAGCGGCACGCUGGCUCACAUCUAUGGAAGAGAUGACGAAGAGUUUCGUGACGUGAACGGUAGAGUACCCGUGGAUGGUGAUGGUUCUUCAUCACCGGACAUACUGAGAACUAUAUCGAGCUGUGUGAGCAGGGUGCUUCCUGACGUUGUCCAGGCUCUGGCGAUCGCUGAACCUCUCUCUGUCAUCGAACGGGCUGUAGGACGCUUGCUGGGGACGAUGCAUUUCUCCCAGGCGCUUCCAGCGUUCACGACCAAGCACUGGCGGAUGAUCGCGGCGCUCUUCCUGGACGCGCUCUCUGUGCAUAGACUGCCCGGCUUGGGUGGUCAGAUGACCAACAAUCGAGCUCUUCUACGAAAGCUUAUCAUCGAUUCUGGAAUGAAUGAUCCAGAGUAUGAAAGUUUUAAGGAGCUUUUACUUCCUUUGGGCCGAUUGCCAGCCUUUGCGAGCGGCGGGGGAGGCUAAAGUUAGAAUAAUCUGCUACUUGCUUAAAAGAUUCCCGGACCAUGUACUUAAAAAGUGUGUAUAUAUAAAUCUCUUUUACUUGGGA
Messenger RNA from Selaginella moellendorffii, 1983 nucleotides. RefSeq names its product putative RNA polymerase II subunit B1 CTD phosphatase RPAP2 homolog. The record is from RefSeq and is a predicted model, not a curated record. Gene Ontology annotation, molecular function: RNA polymerase core enzyme binding; RNA polymerase II CTD heptapeptide repeat phosphatase activity. Bases 72 to 1898 code for a protein of 608 amino acids. NCBI's taxonomy places the organism in Eukaryota, Viridiplantae, Streptophyta, Lycopodiopsida, Selaginellales, Selaginellaceae. Gene Ontology annotation, cellular component: cytoplasm; nucleus. The transcript has 6 exons.